GCUUCAUUUCGCUUUGUGACGGGCAGCGGGCAGGUAGCAAGCCGACUUUGAGCUGUAGUGCGGUAGCAAAAUCGGAUUCGCGUUCCUUUAAAUGGCGGUCUUUUGAAUAUUAUCGCAGUGCAGUGAGCUUUGCUGGAGAAAAUAUCGCCUCUGCCAUCGUCGAAAGUCGCAAAAACGAGUGGGAAAGUGGUUCUACUGUUGUGAAUUUGUGGUGUCGUUUGUUUUGCGGUGCGAAAUAGCAUCGGCAGAUUAUUUUUUCUCUGGACGGUGAAAAAAAGAAGUGAAUUCGGGUCGCUUGGGUUCAUAAUUUCCGCCUUCCGUUAACGGUAAAAGGACUUUUUGGUAAAAAGUGUCCGCGUUCGAGUGAUAUUUUUCGUUGUUUUAUCAAGAACCGGCGGAGAGGACUACUUGCUUCAAGAAUGACCGAUAUCCGGGCAGCGCUCGCUGCUCAGCAGAAUGGCUCUGGCGGCGCAGCAACGUCCAGCCCCAAGAUCGGCGGCAAGUCGAUCGAGAAAAUCUACCAGAAAAAGUCCCAACUGGAGCAUAUUCUGCUGCGUCCCGACACCUACAUCGGUUCGGUCGAGCAGCUCAAGGAAACAAUGUGGAUCUACGAUACGGAGGUGAACAAGAUGGUCCAGCGCGAGAUUACCUUCGUGCCGGGUUUGUACAAGAUUUUCGACGAAAUCCUGGUCAACGCAGCCGACAACAAGCAGCGCGAUGCCAAGAUGAGUGCCAUCAAAAUCGACAUCAACCAGGAAACGAACACGGUUUCGAUCUGGAACAACGGCCAAGGCAUCCCGGUGGUGAUGCACAAGGAUGAAAAAAUGUUCGUGCCGACGAUGAUCUUCGGGCACUUGUUGACUUCAUCCAACUACAACGAUGAGGAGGAAAAGGUCACCGGCGGUAGGAACGGCUACGGAGCCAAACUGUGUAACAUUUUCAGUACCAAGUUCACCGUCGAAACGGCCACCAAACAGUACAAGAAGUGCUUCAAGCAAACCUGGGGCGACAACAUGAGCAAGGCGUCUGAGCCCAAGAUCAAGGAAGACUACAGCGGCGAUGACUAUACCAAGAUUACCUUCUCGCCAGAUUUGAAGAAAUUCAAGAUGGAGAAGCUGGACAAUGACAUUGUAGGGUUGAUGUCACGACGAGCGUUCGAUGUGGCUGCCUCCACAAGAGGAGUGGCGGUUUACCUCAACGGCAAAAAGCUAGCGAUCAAAAACUUCAAAGACUACAUUGAUCUUUACAUUAAAGAUGUACAGGACGAUAUUGGAUCGCAGGUGAAAAUAGUAUACGAGAGCUGCAAUGAACGGUGGGAGGUGGCCGUGGCACCUUCUGACCGAGGAUUCCAGCAGGUCUCGUUCGUCAAUUCCAUUGCAACGACAAAGGGAGGUCGCCAUGUUGACUACGUCACCGAUAUGAUCGUGAAGCAACUGAUUGAAGUGCUGAAGAAGAAGAACAAGGGUGGAGUCAAUAUCAAACCAUUCCAAGUGAAGAAUCACAUUUGGGUAUUCAUCAACUGUUUGAUUGUUAAUCCGACAUUCGAUUCGCAAACCAAGGAAAACAUGACACUGCAGGCAAAGAGCUUCGGCUCUAAGUGUACCUUGUCGGAUAAGUUUGUCACCGCGGCAUCCAAAAUUGGUAUUGUGGAAUCGGUGCUGCAGUGGGCCAAGUUCAAGGCCCAAACCGAGCUCAACAAAGCGUCCGGUUCGAAGAAGUCCAAGGUUAAGGGAGUUCCGAAGCUGGAGGAUGCUAACGACGCCGGAACGAAAAAUUCCUUAAAUUGCACACUGAUUUUGACAGAGGGAGACUCAGCCAAGACGUUGGCCGUGUCCGGAUUGGGAGUUGUUGGACGUGAUACGUACGGCGUGUUCCCGUUGCGUGGUAAAUUGCUGAACGUGCGCGAAGCCACCCACAAGCAAAUUCUUGAGAACGCAGAAAUCAACAAUCUCAUCAAAAUUAUUGGCUUACAGUAUAAGAAAAAAUACCUUGCGAUGGAUGAUCUCAAAACGCUUCGUUAUGGCAAACUCAUGAUCAUGACUGAUCAAGAUCAGGAUGGGUCUCAUAUCAAAGGUUUGCUAAUUAAUUUCCUUCACACGAAUUGGCCUGAAUUGCUUCGCUUACCUUUCCUGGAGGAGUUUAUCACUCCUAUCGUGAAAGCGUCAAAGAAAAACGGCGAGGAACUUUCCUUCUUCUCGUUGCCUGAAUUCGAAGAAUGGAAAACCGAAACGGCAAAUUCCCACACCUACAACAUCAAGUACUAUAAGGGUUUGGGUACUUCAACCUCCAAGGAGGCUAAGGAAUAUUUCCAGAACAUGGAACGUCAUCGUAUCUUAUUCAAGUACGACAACGUGCAGGAUGAUGAAGCCAUCACGAUGGCGUUUGCGAAAAAAUGCAUCGAACAGCGGAAGGAAUGGCUCACCAACCACAUGGAGGAGAAUCGUCAUCGCAAAUUAGUCGGACUUCCGGAAAAGUAUCUCUACACGAAAACAACCAAAGCCAUUUCAUACAAGGAGUUUAUCAAUCUUGAGUUGGUACUUUUCUCUAAUUCCGAUAACACGCGUUCCAUUCCGUGUAUGGUGGACGGUCUCAAACCUGGUCAGCGAAAGGUCAUGUAUACUUGCUUCAAACGUAAUGAUAAGCGUGAAGUUAAGGUAGCCCAACUGGCUGGCUCCGUUGCGGAACAAUCGGCAUACCAUCACGGUGAAACGUCACUGUGCGGAACCAUUGUAAAUUUAGCUCAAAAUUAUGUUGGUAGUAACAACAUAAAUUUACUGUACCCGGGAGGUCAGUUCGGUACACGUCUUUGCGGCGGCAAAGACAGUGCCAGCCCUCGUUAUAUUUUCACCAUGAUGUCUGCUUUGACUCGAAUGAUCUUCCACCCGUUGGACGAUCCCUUGUUGGAGUACCAGUUUGAGGACAACCAAAAGAUUGAACCGGUCUGGUAUAUUCCUAUCAUCCCGAUGAUAUUGAUCAACGGAACAGAAGGUAUCGGAACUGGUUGGUCAACGAAGAUUCCGAAUCACAAUCCACGGGACGUCAUUGCUAAUCUACGCCGUAUGUUAAACGGAGAAGAACCAAAGGUUCUCCAUCCUUGGUAUAAAAAUUUCCGUGGGCAAAUCGAAUCUAUCGGUCACCAAAAGUAUCUCAGCAUAGGUAACGUUGCUUUGUUGGAUAAUCAGAAAAUCGAAAUCUCCGAACUACCAAUCGGCACCUGGACACAGAACUACAAAGAAAACACUCUGGAGCCACUGGUGAACGGAAAUGACAAGACAAAGGCUAUUGUUUCCGAUUACAAAGAGUACAACACGGAUACCACCGUUCGGUUUGUAGUUUCGUUCCUUCCGGGUGAGUUUGAUCGUAUCCUAGCCGAGGAAGGCGGUUUCCAUCGGGUGUUCAAACUGACCAGUUCUUUGUGGACGACCACAAUGCAUGCUUUCGACGAUAAGAAUUAUCUGAGGCGAUACGAUCAUGCCAACGAUAUAUUCAAUGAGUUCUACAAACUGCGCCUCGAGUUCUAUGGCAAACGCAAGGCAUAUCUUGAAGGGAUGCUGCAAGCAGAAGCAGAUCGUCUGACAGAUCAAGCAAGAUUCAUUGUCGAAAAAUGUGAUCGCACGAUUGUAGUUGAAAACAAAAAACGGAAGACGAUGAUUGAUGAGCUGAUUAAGCGAGGCUACCGUCCAGACCCGGUUAAGGAGUGGAAACGCAAACUCGCACUAGAUCAGGAAGAAGAAGAGGGUGACGCUGAAGAGGAAGAAGAGGGUGAGGAUGUAAAACCGGGAAAAUCCUCUAAGAAACCGGUUGAUCCAGAAAAGGCAUUCCAAAGGUUGACUGACGUGAAAAAAUUCGAUUAUUUGUUGGGUAUGUCUAUGUGGAUGCUCACGGAGGAACGCAAGAACGAACUGCUGAAACAACGCGAUGCCAAGUUGUCAGAAUUACACAGUUUACAGGCUAAAACUGUGGAAGUGCUCUGGGUCGAUGAUUUGGAUACGUUGAGCAAGAAGUUAGACGAAGUGGAAGAAAAAGAGCGUUUGGAUGAAAUUUCAACGGAGAAGAAAUUGAAAUCCGCAGCGACAAAGGGAGCCCGCGGACUCAUCAAGUCCAGCAAGAAAUCUGCGAUAGACGAUACCAAACCAAGCGCAAUGGGUGAAUCUGUCGAAUUCAAGGUCACAGAAGAGUUACUCAAAAAGCACGAGAAGCUGGCAGGCGGUUCAGCCAAUCCAAGAGUAAAGAAGGAAAAGAAGGAACCUGGAGAAGGCGGAGAGGAGGUCGACGAAUUCGAUGCUCUCAUCGAUGGCAAGAAGCCCAGAGUUAAGAAGGAACCAAAAGAACCUAAAGAACCCAAACCUAAAAAAGAGAAGAAAGAGAAGGACGGGCUAAAACAGGCCAAAUUGAACUUUGCCGGGGCCAAGGGAGCCGGAAAAGGAAGAAAAAAGAAAGCCACUACUUCGGAUGAAGAAGACAAUUUCAACUCUGGUGCUAGCGGUGACGAUUUUGGCGUAGAAGUAGCUGUCCCAACCCGCGAGAAGACCGAGAGGCGUGCUGCGUCAAAGAAAAUCAACUAUUCGUUCCUGGAUGAUGAUGAAGAGGACAAGAACUUCGAUAGAUCGGACGAUGAAUUGUUCGAUAACAAUCCAGAAGCACGUUCCGGAGAACCACACGAAGCGGAUGCACCAAAGAAGGUGAUGAACGAUGCCAGCGAUAUUGACGAUGAUGUUGUCGAGCUGGAAGAUACUCCAGUGAAACCGAAGAAGGCUGCUCCCAAGAGGAAACUGGGCCCUAAGGCCGAUGGUCCGGCGAAGCCCAAGGCACCAGCUGCCAAGCGUGGCCGUAAGAAGGACAGCGAAGGAACUAGCGAGGACGAAAAGCCCAAGAAGAAACCCAAGAAAAAGAUCGUUGAUAGUGCGUCGGAAAGCGAUGAACCCAUUUACGAUGACGAAGAAGAUUCGGACUUCGAGUAAGCAUUCGUGUUUGCGCCGCCAGAAGGAUGCUUCCUAGGGUAAGGAUGAAUGCUGUCUAAGUCGCAGCACUGUUUCUCAUUGUCGGAACCUACUUGUCGAAGGACUCCCAUCAUUACUGGUCGAAAUUCGUUCAGUUGUCCUGAAACGAACGGAAACUUGUCGUCUAGCAAUUAAGAAUAUGCCGUUGUUUUUUUUACAAACAUAACAAGCACAUCUUGAAACCGAGUUAUUGAGUUGAGUUUUCGAACAGAAUAUUUUCAUUGUUUGAGGCAUCGUUUCCCAUUAGCAUUUCACUUGGACCUGAAUAACAGAAACCAGCUUUUUUAAUGACACUAUAGACGUAGUUUUAAAAAAAUCAUUAGCACAACAAUGAUUAGAACGGUAGAAUCAUAUUUUGCACCCAAGCGUAAAUGUUAAGCUAAUUUAUAUAUUGAUUUAUGUGAAACUUUUACGUUUUUUGAUAAAAGAUAUUUCAGUA
Messenger RNA from Armigeres subalbatus, 5439 nucleotides. RefSeq names its product DNA topoisomerase 2 (gene Top2). The coding region runs from base 420 to 4961 and encodes 1513 amino acids. The transcript is spliced from 5 exons. Gene Ontology annotation, cellular component: nucleus. Lineage: Eukaryota; Metazoa; Arthropoda; Insecta; Diptera; Culicidae. Gene Ontology annotation, biological process: sister chromatid segregation; resolution of meiotic recombination intermediates; DNA topological change. Gene Ontology annotation, molecular function: DNA binding; DNA topoisomerase type II (double strand cut, ATP-hydrolyzing) activity; ATP binding. The record is from RefSeq and is a predicted model, not a curated record.